This is a messenger RNA of Tinamus guttatus (white-throated tinamou), 2109 nucleotides long. The record is from RefSeq and is a predicted model, not a curated record. NCBI's taxonomy places the organism in Eukaryota, Metazoa, Chordata, Aves, Tinamiformes, Tinamidae.
AUGGAGGCCCUGCAGCGGCAGCAGGCCCUGGAGCAGGACCUGAAGUGGGAGCUGGAGCAGGCGGCCGCGAGGAUGAGCGCCAGGGUUGAGCAGUGCCUCCUGUUUCGGGGCCUCAUGGAUGCGGCUUUCCAGAACCUGCAGGACGAUCAGGAAGCCUUGGCCAAGGAGCAGCUGAGGUCCCUGGUGUCCCGGUGCAGGACCGUGCUGCAGGGCGUCCCCGACAGGCUGCGGGGCUGCCUGCAGGAGCGGGACGCCCUGCAGCAGCGCGCGGACGAAGCCCUGCGAGCCAAGGAGGAGGGAGAUCGCUUUCUGGAGGCCUUCCGCUCCCACACCAGCACCGAGAUGGGCGCGUGGAAGCAGAGCCUGGCCUCCCAGAGAGAGCUGAGCACGCUGCUGGCACAGGCCAUCGACCUGCAGGCUUCUCUGGCUGCUGAGUCCCAAUCCUUCCGGAAAUUCAUAGAUGUUACCUUUGAAAAUCUGCAAGAGGAAAGGAGGUCCCUGGAUGAGGAGCGAGAGCAAGUGAGGUCCCUGGUGUCGUGGUGCCAGGUCAUGCUACAGAAUGUGCGCAGCAAGCUGCAGAGCUGCCUGCAGGAGUGGGAUGCCAUGAGGCAGCAAGCAGACGAAGCCCGUCAAGCCAAGGACGAGGCCUCCCGCAAGCUGGAGGAGACCAUGGGGGCCCUGAAUGACUCGAUGGCUCGGGUGGAGAAGCUCAGGGUGGCCGAGUCACGCCUCAGUGCAGACCUCAGCAGCCGCAUGAAGGAGCUGGCCGGCCUGCAGCAGGAGCGGGACGCGCUGCAGGAGGUGAACGAGGACUACAGGGAGGAGAUGGCCCAGUUGGCCAAGGAGAGGGACGCCCUGCAGCAGGAGCGCGACGGGCUCUGCCAGGGGCUGCAGGAGAAGACGGAGUGCUCCGAGUUCCUGGACCAGGAGAACCGCAUGCUCCGCUCGCAGCUCCUGGAGGCGGAGGCCAAGCUGACGUCCACGCUGGCUGCCCUGCAGGAGCGCAGUCGGCAGCAUGAGGAGCUCCAGGACUCGCACCGGUGCCUGAAGGAAGAGCACGCUGCGCUCCACAAGGAGCAGGAGAGCACCAAGGCCGAGCUCCAGGACCUGCAGCUCAGGAGGGUCAAAGUGUCUCAGUGCUCUGUAGACAUUGCUGAGAGCAAGCAGAGGCUGCAGGACCUCACUGACUGCCUCAGAGCUGCUUUGCAAGAGGAGGACAACAGCAGCCCCGUGAGAAACAGAGUGUGGACCCCGGCCCCACGCACGCCAGCCUGGCGGACACCGGGGCCCUGGCAGACGCCGCGCAGGGCCUGGACGCCCGCGUGCCGCACGCCCUACCGCGCCGGCGACUCCUUUGUGGGCAGCGUCUUAAAAGCAGCGUUGGGGAAAGAGCCCGAGGACGACCUGAUGGAGACCGCGAGGGAGCUGCGAAGCGCUGUCUCCAACCUCGACGUGCUGAGCGGCCGCGUGCAGGAGCUGGAGCAGAGCAAGUUCAGGGAGCUGCAGACUGAGAUCUCCAACCUGCAGCUGAGGCUGGAGCAGGUGACCACAGAGAGCCAGGAGAAGACGGACGCCCAGGCCACCACCAUUGCCAGGCUGAACAAGGCCUUGCAGGACAAGCUACAGAACACGAAGGAGCUGCAGGAUGUUGUGAAACAGCAGGAAGAGAAGAUGCUGCAACUCAUUGACAAUAGUGGGGAAGUCACGCGGCUGAAGGGGGAGGUCUCCGAGCUGAAGCACUUGUUCCAGCGCGCCGAGACGAAGGCCAAGGUGCUGUGGGAGGAACUGCAAGGGCAGGAGCCCACGGCAGACGCUGGGCGAGAGCUGCUGCGGCAGGAGGUGGACAAACUGCGGCUGCUGCUGCUGGAGAAAGAGGAGGAAAGCUCGCGGCUCUCCUCCAAGCACCUGGAGCAGAUCCGAGCCCUGAAGCUGCAGCUCUGCCACAUGCACAAGGAGCUGAGGAGCCACGAGGAGAUGAAGGAGAAGAUGAGAGAGGUCCUGUCCUCUGUCCCCGACGUGGCAGCGGGCUGCCAGGAGCUCCACAGCCUGCUCCGAUACCUGGGCCUGAGGCCGGCCAGCGGCAGCAGGGACACCGCUGACCCGCUAUAG